AUGUCUCAAAAGACGGUGCUCAUCACGGGCUGCAGCAGCGGCAUAGGCCAAGCCCUCGCCCUCGAGUUUGCGGCGCACAACUAUCGUGUCCUCGCCACGGCCCGCGACGCCUCUUCUCUCGUCGCCCUCAAAGACUCCAAGCACGGCGGCUGCAUUGAAACCCUUUCCCUCGAGGUGCACAAACCCGAGAGCAUUGCCGCCCUCAAAUCCCAAGUUGAGGCCCUCACAGCCGGCCGCGGCCUCGACAUCCUCGUCAACAACGCAGGGCGCAACUACACGGUGCCCGCGCUCGAUAUCGACCAUGACGAGGUGCACCAACUCUUCGAAGUCAACGUCUUCGCCGUGAUGCGCAUGUGCCAAGCCUUCGCCCCGUUACUCAUCACCGCCAAAGGCAGGAUCGUGCAGAUCGGCUCCGUGGCGGGCGUCAUCCCGUACGUCUUCGGCAGUGUCUACAACGCGUCCAAAGCGGCGCUGCACCAGUACAGCAAUACCCUGCGGGUGGAGCUCAAGCCGUUCGGCGUGGACGUGAUUACGGUCGUCACGGGCGGGGUGCAGAGUAAUAUCGCCCGAAUCAAGAGGGAGUUGCCUAAGGGGUCGGUGUACGCGCCUAUUGCGGAGGAGUAUAGGGAGCGUGUGAUGCAUAGUCAGGCCGACGGGUCGAUGGCGAGUGAGGUGUAUGCGAAGUCCGUGGUCAAGGCGAUUACGGGGAGCAGGGCGCCGCUGUACUAUUGGGAAGGGUAUAAGGCUAGGACGAUUUGGUGGAUUACUACGUUUUUGCCGGCUUGGACUAUGGAUUGGGUAUUUACGACGAUGUUCAAGUUGUGGAAGUUGGUGCCGGGGAAGGCGAAGGAGGCGUGA
Molecule: messenger RNA, 858 nt
Organism: Pseudomassariella vexata
Lineage: Eukaryota; Fungi; Ascomycota; Sordariomycetes; Amphisphaeriales; Pseudomassariaceae
Exons: 1
Coding region: 1-858 (285 amino acids)
Biological process (GO): triglyceride catabolic process; phosphatidic acid biosynthetic process
Cellular component (GO): endoplasmic reticulum; lipid droplet
Molecular function (GO): triacylglycerol lipase activity; acylglycerone-phosphate reductase (NADP+) activity
Source: RefSeq, a predicted model, not a curated record